AUAUAAUUUUAUAAAUAAUAACAUUAAAAAGUAACCUAAAAAUAAAAUUAAAAACCAUAAAAUAAAAUUCUUUUCAUUACGACUAGGGUAAAUUUGUUAGUGAUUACCGAGUGGGUAUCCCUUGCCGCGAGGUAAAAAGCAGGAAAUAACCGAAAAAGAAAGGACACGGAGGGAGAGCUGUUUGGCAAGGGACGGCUCUCUCUUUAUUCUUGCUUUCAUCCUUUUCUAAUGUGGUUCGAUUCCUCAAUCCCUAAGAAAACCGGCAUUCUUCAACUGUCCUCCUCCAUUUCCUAUUAAAUCAGAGGAAGAUGGAGACGAGCUUAAACGACGACGAAUCAUUACUUGCUCGCAUCCAACAGUUAGAACAUGAGCGUGACGAAUUGCGUAAAGACAUUGAACAAUUGUGUAUACAACAAGCUGGACCAAGCUAUCUUGCUGUGGCUACUCGAAUGCAUUUUCAAAGGCCUGCUGGAUUGGAUUAGGAGAUUGAGAACUUGAAAAAGAAAUUAGCUGGUUGCACCCGGGAUAACCAAAAUCUUCAAGAGGAGCUUUCCGAAGCUUAUCGAGUUAAAACUCAGCUGGCAGACCUAAACCGUGAGGAGGUUGCAAAGAAGAUGGAAGCUGAGAAGCAGGUUACGUUUUUCCAAGGCUGUGUGGCGGCUGCUUUUGCUGAACGGGAUCAUUCAAUAAUGGAGGCUGAGAAGGCUAAGGAAAAGGAGGAGCUCAUGGCUCAGAAAUUUAAUGAGUUUCAAACAAGGUUGGAAGAGCUCACAUCAUAUUGUCUUGAACAGAGCAGACGUAAUGAUGCACUGCAAAUUGAUCUUACAAAACAAAAAGAGGAAAAUGAAACUUCAAAGAAGAUUAUCAGCAAGUUUUAUGAGAUCAGGCAACAAGCUAUUGGAGAAUUAGAGGAUGCCAGUUGGGAUGAUAAAUGUAUGUGUCUCUUAUGUGAUCCUGCAGAAAUGUGGAGUUUCAAAGAUUCUUCCACCACUAAAUACAUUAGUUCAGUGGAAGAAGAGCUGAAAAGAGCAAGAAGCUCUGUCAAUGAUCUUCAGAACAAAUUGCGAGUGGGUUUGGAGAUUGAAAAUCAUUUAAAGAAGAAAGUUCUUGAAUUGGAAAGAAAGAAAAUCACUUCAGACAAAAAGAUUUUGAACAGGGUCACAGAAUUACUCCAUUGCCAUUCUCAGCACAGAAUUCAAAUUAUGAAUUUACUUGAUAUGGAAAGAUCACAUAUUAGAAGAUACGUUGAUUUAGUUGAAGAAAAAUUUAGGCAAUUUGAUUUGAGAGGGCGAAAUGUGCGGAGUGAUCUCAAACCAGAUGAAUAUGAGCAUGCAGAUGUACAUAUUAGUACUGAUGCUGAAGCUGAGUUGGUAUCCAAGAGGGAUAUGCUGGAUUUAAAUAUUGCCGAGAAAAAAGGUGAUAUGUCAGAAGCCCUUGCACGGGCAUUGCAAGAAAAGGUGGCGGCACUGCUGCUUUUAUCACAACAGGAAGAAAGACAUUUACUGGAGAGAAACGUUAAUGCAACUCUUCAAAAAAUAGACGAGCUUCAGAGAAAUUUGCUUCAAGUUACAAAUGAAAAGGUGAAGGCUCUCUUGGAGUUGGCACAGUUAAAGCGGAAAUAUCAGUUAUUGCAAGAGAAAAUCAGUAAUGAUAUGAAACAAGGGAAUGUUUUGGCUGAAGUCACAGACAGAAGAAUUGUUGAUUAUGAAAGGGAUGGAAGGCUAAGAAAUCUGCUAAAGAAAACAUAUCUGAGACGUUGGGUUGGUGCACUAGAUGCCAGGGGAAAUGAAGCUGAAGCUCAGCAAAAUAGCACGGAUUUUGCUAGAAUGAGGAUUGAAAAUGCUUCACUGAAGGAGAGCAUGGAAAGUGUGGACCACCUGACUUCUACACUUCACAGAUUGUGUCUUUCACUUCUUAAGGCAAUCUUCUGGUGUUCCCUCUUGUGUGCAAAACAAUCUCAAGAGUAUUACUCCAUGGAACCCGCCCGUUUGAUUUCUGCAUCUUUGAAUUAA
Durio zibethinus is the source of this 2012-nucleotide messenger RNA. The record is from RefSeq and is a predicted model, not a curated record. Lineage: Eukaryota; Viridiplantae; Streptophyta; Magnoliopsida; Malvales; Malvaceae.